Molecule: messenger RNA, 528 nt
Organism: Orycteropus afer afer
Lineage: Eukaryota; Metazoa; Chordata; Mammalia; Tubulidentata; Orycteropodidae
Product: keratin-associated protein 13-1-like
Source: RefSeq, a predicted model, not a curated record
UCAGUUGAACUCAUAUCGUCUAUCAACAUGUCCUAUAACUGCUGCUCUAGAAACUUCUCCUCCCGCUCACUUGGUGGCUACCUGUGCUACCAAGUCCCUUCCUGUGGCUCUUCCUUCCCAAGGAACCUGGUUUACAGCACUGACUUCUGCUCUCCCAGCACUUGUCAGCUGGCCUCUUCUCACUACAGGGGCUGUCCGGAGACCUGUUGUGAGCCCAGCUGCUGCCAGAAGUCCCAGAUGGUGUCCAUUCCCUGCCAGACAUCCUGGUACCGCCCAAGGACAUCCAGACUCUGCAGUCCGUGCCUGACGACUUACACUGGGUCUCUGGGCUUUGGCUCCAGAAGCAGCUGCUCUCUAGGCUAUGGAUCCAGAAGCCACUGCUCCCUCAGCUCUGGAUCCAAUCGCUUCAGGCCCCUGAGUUAUGGCAUCUGUGGUUUCCCUUCCUUUGGUUGUGACUCUGGAUUCUGCAACCCAACUUACUUUCCUUCUAGGAGUUGCCAUUCAUCUUGUUACACACCAACUUGCUGA